AUGGGUCAAUUCAAACAGGUCGAUGUCUUUACAUCCACAAAAUUCCAGGGAAAUCCAGUUGCCGUGUUUUUCGAAGCUGAUAACCUGUCAACACAAGAAAUGGCGAAAAUUGCAAAUUGGACCAAUCUUUCAGAAACGACUUUUGUUCUUAAGCCUAGCUCAAAUAAAGCAGAUUAUAAGUUAAGAAUCUUCACACCUGGUUCAGAAUUACCUUUUGCUGGACAUCCAACUAUAGGCUCUUGUCAUGCAUUAUUAGAAGCUGGUCUUAUAACUCCUCAAACUGGUAAAAUCAUUCAAGAAUGCGGUGCAGGGUUGGUGGAAUUAACCGUCACUGAUGAUGAUAUAAGUUUUAAAUUACCGUAUUAUAAACAUUCAAAGUUUGAUGAUAAUGAACAAGUUUUAUCACAUCUAGGUUUGAAUGAAAAUCAAGUGUUGAAGACUGUAUUGGUUGAUGAUGGGCCUACUUGGUUAACUUUCCAAUUGAAAACUGCACAAGAUGUUUUGAAUUUAAAUCCAGAUUUCAGUUCAUUGGCUAAUUUCUCCGCCACUUCAAAUAUAACAGGGAUUGAUGUAUUUGGUGUCCAUGAAGAUGGUUCCUAUGAAGCCAGAAAUUUUGCUCCAGCUGAUGGAGUGAAUGAAGAUCCUGUUUGUGGUAGUGGAGCUGGUGCUGUUGGAUCUGUUUUGGCUGAAGAGUAUGGUAUCACUGGAGAGAUUAAAAUUAAACAAGGUUGUAAAGUCAAAAGAAAUGGUCAGUUAAAGGUUGUAAUUGAGCAAGUAGAGGGUAAAUAUCAAGUCAAUGUCGGGGGUAAAGCAGUGACUUGUAUAAAUGGUACAUACUAG
This is a messenger RNA of Hansenula anomala, 840 nucleotides long. It is a transcript of the gene YHI9, whose product is annotated as Yhi9p. Lineage: Eukaryota; Fungi; Ascomycota; Saccharomycetes; Phaffomycetales; Wickerhamomycetaceae. Gene Ontology annotation, biological process: biosynthetic process. Bases 1 to 840 code for a protein of 279 amino acids. The transcript has a single exon. The record is from RefSeq and is a predicted model, not a curated record. Gene Ontology annotation, molecular function: isomerase activity. Gene Ontology annotation, cellular component: cytoplasm.